UCGUCCUGUCAAUCAUUUUCUUCUUCGUCAGCCUCCCUUCAAUCGCCAUAUUGGGCAACCGAGAAAAGGGCUCGUCUCGCCUUGUUUUUUUCCGUCUCGCUUUUACUACGCGGCGGCGGUGCGAGCGGCGGGGGCAUCACCACCACCACCACCACCAGCACCGCCACCACCACCACCACCACCAGCACCGGCGGCGGGGCAGCGCGGAGCCGGGGCCGCGGAGGGCAGCGCCGCUGCCCGCUCCCCGCCGCGCACCGCUCCUCUCCACCCGCCCGCGGCUCCCCGCCGGCGGCGGCGGCAGCAGCGGGCGGCUCUCGGGGCUCAUCCCCGGGCCGGCGCUUAAUGCUCGGGCACCUCUUCGCCCCUUCUCCGCGGGCCGAGGGCGAGCGGGGCCGAGGCGGGGCCGGCGAGCGGGACAGCGGGGAGAGGAGGCGCGGAGCGAAGCCGCCGAGCGCCGAGGAAUAAAAGGCGGAGGAGAAGAGGAGGAGGAGGCGGCUGGGGGGGAGAGCAGCGAGCAAAACAACCGCCGCCAGAAGAAAGAGGGUGGGGGGAGAUGUCAAACGUCCGUAUUUCUAAUGGGAGCCCUACCCUGGAGCGCAUGGAAGCCAGGCAGUCGGAGUACCCGAAGCCGUCAGCUUGCAGGAACCUCUUCGGGCCGGUGAAUCACGAAGAGUUAAACAGGGACUUGAAGAAGCACCGCCAGGAGAUGGAGGAGGCAUGCCAGAGGAAGUGGAAUUUCGAUUUCCAGAAUCACAAGCCGCUGGAAGGCAGGUACGAGUGGCAAGCCGUGGAGAAGGGGAGCUCGCCCGACUUCUACUUCAGACCCCCCAGGCUACUGAAAGCUGUCUGCAAGUCCGCUGGUCGCCAGAGCUUGGAUGUAAACGGGAAUUGCCAAACCGUGGUUUUUGUCGGUUCUCAGGGAAUCUCAGAGGACGCUCACUGUGUAGAUCAAAAGACUGAUGUUUCUGAAAAUCAGACGGACUUUGCAGAGCAGUGCACUGGGCAGAGGAAAAGACCUGCCACCGAUGAUUCCUCUCCUCAAAAUAAAAGAGCCAACACAACAGAAGAAGAGGUUUCAGAAGACUCCCCCAGUGCCAGUUCAGUGGAGCAAACACCCAAGAAAUCAAGCCCGAGAAGACAUCAAACGUAAACCGUUUAGAGCGGAGGAUGUGCGCGUCCUCCUUCAUCGGGGCGAUGAAGCGAGGAAGAUGUAAAGUUGUAGUGGAAACGAAAAUGCAUAUCGCCGAUCUCCGUGGGAUGGAGGUCCUGUACAAGCACUGAAAAAAAAAAAACCAACAAAAAACAAAAAAACAACAAACAACAAACCAACAGCAGCAAAACAAAAACAACCACAAAAAAAAAAAGGCAAACAAUAACACUAAAAUUUUAGGCACUCUUCAAAGACCUGCCUCUAAAAGCAUUGGAUGUAGCAUUGUGCAAUUAGGUGUUUCCUUAUUUGCUUCAUUGUACUACCUGUGUAUAUAGUUUUUACCUUAUGUAGCACAUAAACCUUGUUGGGAGGGGGGAGGGAGUGGAAGAGGGUGAGCGAUUGGAACUUGCUUUCACAAUCUAGCAAGCAAAGAAAUGUAUGAAGAGAAGCAGUGUAGGUUCUUUAUUACUUAAAGAUGUAUUGUCCCUUUAAGUGGGUCCACCAUGUUUUUCUCCUUUUUUUUGGGGGGGGUUUUUGGUUUUUUUUUUUUUUUUUUGGAUCUACCAUCAUGGUAACCCCUGCUCAGAGCAGAUUAUUACAGGCCACUUGUGAAAUUUCUUCCUACUGCAUUAAGCUGAAGAGGUGGGAGCUGUGAUGAUUCCGUUAUGUAGUAGCAAAAGUUCCCCCCCCCCCCCCUUCCCCCCGACCUCAGAUCCAUAUAGCAAAUUCAAAUGCCUGUAAAAGUCAUGCGAAAUCAUCCUGUUGUUCCAUUGCCUGAUUUCCUCUUUGUGGUUUUUUUUUGUGUGUGUUUUGAUUUUAUUUUUUUUUAAUUAAUAUGGAGGGCUUUUGCUCUGAAUCUUGAAGAUUGUUGUUUUCUGAUCUGACCCGCUUCCCCGAAGUGUUUGUGUGUGAGGGAAAAGGGAUACUACAUCUUUAAACAGUAUUUCUACAUUGCCUGUGUACCUGUAUGUAAAAAUAAAAAAAAAGUUUGAAGUGUA
Chroicocephalus ridibundus (black-headed gull) is the source of this 2148-nucleotide messenger RNA. It is a transcript of the gene CDKN1B, whose product is annotated as cyclin dependent kinase inhibitor 1B. Gene Ontology annotation, cellular component: nucleus; cytoplasm. Bases 554 to 1150 code for a protein of 198 amino acids. Gene Ontology annotation, biological process: negative regulation of cell population proliferation; negative regulation of mitotic cell cycle; G1/S transition of mitotic cell cycle. Gene Ontology annotation, molecular function: cyclin-dependent protein serine/threonine kinase inhibitor activity; protein-folding chaperone binding. The record is from RefSeq and is a predicted model, not a curated record. The transcript is spliced from 3 exons. NCBI's taxonomy places the organism in Eukaryota, Metazoa, Chordata, Aves, Charadriiformes, Laridae.